Molecule: messenger RNA, 2098 nt
Organism: Anopheles moucheti
Lineage: Eukaryota; Metazoa; Arthropoda; Insecta; Diptera; Culicidae
Gene: Bmcp
Product: mitochondrial uncoupling protein Bmcp
Exons: 5
Coding region: 433-1371 (312 amino acids)
Biological process (GO): transmembrane transport
Source: RefSeq, a predicted model, not a curated record
CACAGCACGCACAAGAUGUCCUUCCAUCUGCAAGGAUAAAGGAGGCCUGUCUCGCGUUCCAAACAUCGAAAAACCGUCAACUUUCCAUAAUGUUUCGAGUACUGUACGUGCGAAAAAUUCGUCGGAAAGUUGAACGGCAGCAUCAAGUCUAGUGCGUUAGUGUGGCACCAACUUGGUCGUGUUUUUCAAGCGUUGCUACACACGAUCUGUUUUCUACCCACUUUGCCGGUGGCCACCGGGUGAGAUCUGUUUUUUCUUCCACCGUGACCGUACCAUACGAGGUGCCCUUCACAGGAGGCUACUAGUGUGUGUUAACAAAGGUUGCUGCGUUGGUAGUGUGGGGUACGGCGAGAAGGUGGUGUUCCUUCGAUCAGGUCCCUGGUUGAAGACCGGGAACGCCAAGAAGUAAAGGGACGUAUCGCGAGAACGAAGAUGGGUGAUAUACGCGACUGGAGACCGUUUGUGUACGGCGGCAUGGCAUCGAUAAUGGCCGAAUUCGGAACGUUUCCCAUCGAUACAACUAAAACACGUUUACAAAUUCAAGGCCAAAAGACUGAUCGAUCACACAGCGAGCUGCGGUACCGCGGUAUGACGGAUGCGUUCGUGAAAAUUUCCCGCCAAGAAGGUGUAAAGGCUCUUUACUCCGGCAUAUGGCCAGCAGUGUUACGGCAAGCAACAUACGGUACAAUCAAAUUCGGCACGUACUACACGCUCAAGAAGGUAGCGACCGAUCGGGGUCUGCUGCACGACAAGGCGGGCAAUGAGAACCUCUGGUGUAAUGCUGCCUGCGCAACGAUGGCCGGAGCAAUUUCGAGUGCGAUCGCUAAUCCGACGGACGUGCUAAAGGUGCGAAUGCAGGUACACGGCCGUGGCACCAGCGAUGUGGGGCUGGUACGAUGCUUCCGGGAAAUUUACGUGCACGAAGGUGUGCGUGGACUGUGGCGGGGCGUUGGUCCAACGGCACAGCGUGCCGCAGUGAUAGCGGCCGUCGAGCUACCGGUGUACGAUUUCUGUAAGCUGCAUCUGAUGGAAACGUUCGGCGAUCAGGUUGCAAAUCAUUUCAUAUCUAGUUUUAUAGCGAGCUUAGGAAGUGCGAUUGCUUCAACUCCAAUCGAUGUGAUAAGAACUCGUCUCAUGAAUCAACGGCGGGUGCACCAGCUACAACAUAGCAUGACACCGGCAACAACUACCACCACAACCACGGCCGCACCACGGCUGUAUUAUACCGGUAGCCUCGACUGUGCGGUACAAACAGUAAGAAACGAAGGAUUCCGUGCACUGUACAAAGGUUUUAUCCCGACCUGGGUGCGUAUGGGCCCGUGGAACAUCAUUUUCUUCAUCACCUACGAACAGCUGAAGCAGUUUUACUAAACACGAAGAAGCUUAGAAGAAGAAGAAGAAGCAGAAGGAAAAACUCCAAAGAACCAACCUUCCAACCUAUUGCUCUGUUCUCGCAUUGUUUGUAGGAUGAAUGAUAUUACACGCUUCUCGCUUUUUUGUCCCAAAACCAAAGUAUAAACUAUUGCAUGCAAAAAAAGAUCUUUACUUGUAAUUUCCAUCGAAAGGACAAUGGAUCAGCUAGAAUGCAUUUAAGGAAGAUUAGGUUUUGUGUGUAUGUUAAGGAAAUUGUUCCGUUUUGUUUUCAUUGUCCCGACUCAAACAAAGGAAACAAUUUAAAUUUUAGAGAACAAAAAAAAUAGCCCCAACAUUAACGCACGUGUCAAACACAUGCACUGUUUCGGUUGUUGUGGCGGUGCAAAAUUAGAAUUAUCAAAACAAACAAUACUUCCACUUCCCGUUGCCCGAACCGCGCGGCCAUCGAUAGCGCAAUCGAAUACUUUGGUAAACUGAAAAGAAUCAAACCAUUCGAUCCUGUGGCCAAUGGAAAGGAGAUUAGCAUAUAUCGUUUAAUUUCGGUAUAAGAUAACCCUACCCCUCCCCUGUGUUAUCGCUGUUCGUAAUGUACCGUUUGCAUUUGUUGUUGUUACAGAUAGGGCGGGGGAAGCAACAGCUUAGUUUUGGCCGGAUGCGGUAAAUGUAACAUACAUGCGGUACGCACACUACAACAAAUCAUUGUUCUUGAUAAUAAAUGAGAAUU